AUGGAAUAUCGAUAUCUUGGAAAUUCUGGCUUAAAAGUGAGUGUACUCUCUUUAGGCUCUUGGAUUACUUUUGAACAAACCUCGGAAAUCGUUAAAACAGCUCUUGAUUUAGGGGUUAAUCAUUUCGACGUAGCCGAGAGUCAUGCCGGCGGACAAGCAGAGAUCGACCUAGGUUUAGCCCUUAGAAACCAAAAGGGUCUAAGACGAUCCGAUUUUGUUAUUUCCACCAAAGUCUUUUGGGGCGGUAAAGGACCUAACGACCGAGGAUUAUCUCGAAAGCACGUAUUUGAAGGCACGGUGGCGUGCUUACAGCGACUUCAGUUGGAUUAUGUCGAUAUUCUAUACGCACAAAGACCUGACCCGGAUACACCAAUGGAAGAGAUUGUGAGAGCAUUUAAUUGGUGUAUUGAUAAGGGUAUGGCGUUAUAUUGGGGAACCAGUGAAUGGCCAUCCUUUUUAAUCACAGAGGCCAUGAACGUGGCUAGCCGGUUACAGCUGAUUGCACCCAUCACCGAAUCACCUCAAUACAACAUGUUGAAUCGCGAACGCGUGGAGAAAGAGUAUUUACCAAUGUAUCAAAAAUAUAAUCUAGGCACAUGUAUAUGGUCUCCUUUAGCAUCGGGUUUAUUAAGUGGAAAAUACAACGAGGGUAAUAUCCCUCCUUUUACGCGUUUAGCGAUCCAGGAUCACCCCGUGAUCAAUCGAUUAAGAUCAGGCUUCUUUAGUGAGGAAGGCAGAAGAAAGUUGGAAAAGAUCAAAAUGAUGUGUGUAAGGCCCAGAAUCAAAAAAAAAAAAAAGUGUGCAUUGUGUAUGUAACCCCGCCUCUCUUGUAUAUAUAUAAAUUUUUCAGGGAAUUGCAGCACGUAUUGGUUGCACGCCAUCCCAACUCGGUAUUGCUUGGUGUCUGAAAAACCCACAUGUUACAUCGGUCAUUAUCGGUGCAUCCACACCUUCACAAGCAAAAGAAAAUAUCCAGUCACUUGGAAUUAGAAAACUAUUGACAGAGGACAUUAUGAAUGAUUUAGAUAGGGUAAAUUUACAUCUUUUGAUUUUAUUAGCACAUUGUUUUGUUU
Molecule: messenger RNA, 1073 nt
Organism: Mucor mucedo
Lineage: Eukaryota; Fungi; Mucoromycota; Mucoromycetes; Mucorales; Mucoraceae
Product: NADP-dependent oxidoreductase domain-containing protein
Exons: 4
Coding region: 1-816 (271 amino acids)
Source: RefSeq, a predicted model, not a curated record